AUGGCACAUGUACCACCUGCCCUCCAGACUGGCUCCCCUGUCAAAGAUAGAAGGCAGUCAGAAUAUGCGGUUCCCUCCGCUUUGCGCAUUGGCUCCCCAAUAACUGAAGGUCCUCCGCCGCCUCACGCUCGCCCACCACUCACAUGCCAGACCCGUUCUGGUUCGUCAAAUAGGAUUUCUCAACUCUUCCCGUCACAUGCAUUGUCAGAUGCUUCGGUUGCGUCGCCUAGCACUAUCUCUGACACAAAAAGACAAUCAUUACCUUCGUCUCUAGUGCCGGCUUCCAGGAUAUCGUACAGCAACCCUUCUACCGCCCCACCUCCUAUACCUCAGCCUCUUCCAUUCACCGAAGAAACCUCAUACAACCCUCUUGCAAAUAUAUUUAAUCAGGAAAAAGCCUUUCCUCCAGCGGAGAAGAGCAACGGCAGGGCUCGAAGGGUGUUGGAUCGAUUUACGUCGAUGAACAAGGGCUCUUUUGGGAGGGGUCAUUACAAUCGAUUGGAUGAUGAAGAGGCAGUGCCUUCAAGGGGUAGGCCCAAGAAAACCGAAGAGGAGGAUGAAGCGGUCGGGUAUGACCUGAGUUCUCUUGGAGGACUGUCAAUGAAGAUGUAUGAAGCGCAGCCGACUGGGUAUGGCAAAUCCGAAGCGAACACAAAGGCUCAGGAGCUGGACGAAGCCAGUCACGCUGCAGAAUUUGAGAGUCUAGAGGCACAUCUAGGUGCAGGCAUGACUUCUAUACUCCACAAACCAUUUACCCAUACUCCCGCGGGGCCAGUACCAGGAUUGUUUCCAGGCCAUCGGCGAAUACUAUCGGCAGACGAGGUAGCGGACGAGGAGGCCAAAAAGGCACAAGUCGAAGCUGAGAAAACUGGGCAAGUAGUCGCAGUCACAACAGAUGUCCCCAUUGAUAUCAGCGAUUUUGCGGGUAUCGCGCGAGACUUUGAAUCGAUGAGGAGUCUCACAGCUGAAGCUGGUCUUGUCCGCAACGGGGCAGAAACCAGUUACUUCUUCCCGGAUGAUCCCCAAAUGCCAAAUUGGCGUCCUACUACCAUGAGCCAGUUGUGGUUACUGAUGCUAAUCAUUAUUGCGCUUGCGCUCGCAUGCGUACAAGAAUACCUUUGUCAAACUUCUUUGAACGAAGUCAAGAAGGAUCCCGAAAAGGGCGGCUUGGCACAAUUCAGAAGAGUCGGUGACAUGGACAUUACCAUAUACUUUGCAUGGCAAUACGCACCGAUCAUGAUCUUGGUAUUCUACGGCGUACUCUGGCAAAUGUCAGACUUUGAAGUAAAACGCCUGGAGCCAUUCUACCAGCUAUCCAAGAAGACCGGAGCGACUGCAGGGGAGUCGCUAAAUAUGGAUUACUUAACAUUUAUGAGCUGGCUGGUGCCGCUCAGAGCCCUUCAUCACAGACAGUAUGCUGUCAUCUACAGCUCACUGGGCACUUUGGUUGCUAGCAGCCUUGUUCCGGUUCUACAGUCUGCAUCCAUGUCUAUGUAUCCACCCAAGAAGGACCGCCAGACCGAAGGAUGGAAGUCUAUCAGAGUCGAGCCAGUCUGGUCCAGAGCUGUAUCAGCAUGUCUUCUCCUAGUGGCCUGCUGCGGCGGAGCAUUGAUGUACGCUAUGCGGCGAAAAAGCGGCUUGCAAUCAGACCCCAAGGGCAUCGCGGGCAUUGCAGCCAUGGCCACCAAGAGUCAUAUUCUUGCCGACUUCAAAGGACUGGAUUGCGCGCCCUUGGAUCAAAUCCACAAGAAACUUCGCACCCGGAGAUACAUUCUUCACAAGAGCUCACUCUGGCAGGGUGAAUACAUCAGAGACAACAAAGAAAAGAUACACGAGCGUGGUUCUGAUCCCAGGCCACUUAUGCUACGAUACCGAUCUGGCAUUCCCUUUAUCAUCUUGCUGAUCGCCUUCACUGCAGUAAUCCCCGUCUUCACCUUCGUCGAGGAUCUAGGCGUCAUAACUGAGAAAUUUCCCUGGGUCAUGACCGGUCUCGCAACGGUAAUUCGAAUACUCUGGAACACAAUGAAUUGCGAUAUCAGGAUGUUACAGCCCUUCUACAUCCUCUCUCUCCGCCACGCCCCAGCCAAAACCCUCACUCUCGACUACGCCGGCACAAACCCGCUCUGGCUCCCCUUCAAAGCCUUCAUUAACCGCCACUACCUAGUCAUGGUGGUUGCCAUCGGCUCCGUCCUCGCCGAAGUCCUAACCGUCUGCGUCUCCUCCAUCAGCGUCGACGGCAAGAAAUUCAUCCCAGGACUCGGCGGCCAAAACUGGGACGACAACAAGGACGGCAACAAUAGCGAUCCGCAAGACCGCUACAACACCGAGCAGACGUUUCGCAGUUUCUGGACGAGCUUCGCACUCACCAUGUUCAUCCUGCUCUACCUCAUCGUCGUCGCGUGUCUCACGUAUCUAAAGCGCAGCCAGAAGUUUAUGCCGCGCCAGAUCGGCACUAUGGCAAGUGUGCUGGCGUACAUUCACCAGUCCAAAAUGCUCUUCAAUUUCAUCGACACCGAAAAAUUCACCUCGACGCAAAUGACGCAACAUCUGGAGAAAACCGGCAAGACGUACGCGCUAGGCUGGUUCAGAGGACGCGACGGCGAAGAUCAUCUGGGCGUUGAUGAAGAGGAGAUCCACAGUGCCUAUGUGUACGGCAAGGAUUGGACAGAGGGCAGACUGAGGCCAGGCAGGGAUCGCACAUGGGAACAUUAUUAG
Molecule: messenger RNA, 2715 nt
Organism: Bipolaris maydis ATCC 48331
Lineage: Eukaryota; Fungi; Ascomycota; Dothideomycetes; Pleosporales; Pleosporaceae
Source: RefSeq, a predicted model, not a curated record